GGUUAAUGACAUGAAAAGUCAAAUGGCUUCUGUUUAUUAAUGUCAAUGCGGCUAAAAUAGUAAAUAAGUCAUUUUUAACACAUCUUCCACAAAUAUAUUUCUUUAUACAAACUAGCCUCUAGUUUAUUCUGUUUACUCCACAUCUCAAAGUUUUGGAACCAUCAGCAUGUUAGAAGACAAGAUUUUAAAAGGCUUGGAAGACAUUGGGUAUUCUGGUCCUCUUUGUAAAUAUUCUGAUCUUCAUGAUGCAUGUGAAAUUGGACCAAAAGAUAAAUCGUAUACCAAACUAGUUCAAUUUCUCUCAAAUGAAAUUCGAAUUCUGCUUAGUAUUGAUGAAGAAGUGAAUGAGAUAACAUCGCCUGAAGAUUCGGUGGCUUUUGUGAUGGAGGUUACAUCAUUUUUAAAGGAAUUAAAUUGUCCUUAUAAAUGUUUAACACAUGGCUUAGUGUCGGAGAGACUUCAAAACUAUGCAGAAAAGGUUCUUUUGGUAGAUUAUUUGGUUACUGAGUUAAUGGGGGCCAGGAUGCUGCAAGAUCGAAAGCCUGAUAAAAAAAUAGAACUGAAACUGCAAGAAACACCAGAAGGGGCUGAUAUGCGCCUAAUACUACAGACUUUACGUUUUCCUAAACCACCACCGAAUAUUACUGUAAAACAGUUAUUUGAUAAGCUUGUAACCACGAUUCCCUUGGCUUUGAAGAAAGCUGGUGCUGAUCUGAUAGGGAAAGGCAUUUUCAAUGGUUUCCUAUCUGAUGAGCAAUGGGGAAUUUUGAAAGGUGUUCAAAGCGAUUUAAAUAAUGAAUACAAAAUUAGAAGGGAGAUGAUGCUGACCAGGCUCGAUGUCACCAUUCAGUCUUUUCAGUGGUCGAAUAGAACGCAAGGCAAAGAAGCAGUAUUUGAAAAAAUAUAUCAUGAUAAUAGGAAAUUGCUGCAUACCCAACCUGGCGUAGACAUAUCUGACUUGAUUGCCGCUAGAACUGAUAUUGCUGUAAUUGAAAAAACCAGUAAUGCCUCCGUUCGGAAGAACACAAAGACUCCGUUGAAUAAAGUUAUUAUUGGACAGGUACCCGAUAGGGGAGGCCGCAGCUGGGAACAAGCCCCCCCGCCACCAGAAAUGCCUUCGUGGCAGCAAAAUCGUUCUACAGUGGGUGGGGCGCCCACCAGAGGCGGAGGUAGUGGACGGGGCGGUCCACCGCGCGGAAAUAGUGGGUAUAGAGGUGAAGGUCGAGGUCGAGGUGGUUAUUCAGCUAGAGGAGAUUUUGACAGUCAACGACGUUAUGGAGGAAACAGCUCUUUUGAAAGUAGGGGGCACAAUCCAAUAAGCACCAGAGGAGGUCACAACUAUUAUGACAAUCGCGGUGGUCACACUAGUUAUGAUAACUUCGCUAGCCGAGGUGGUCACGAUAAUUACAGCUAUAAUCGUCGUGAUAGCGGCGGCUAUGCGGGCCAGGAUUUCCAACAGAGUAAAAGGCCAAAGACUUACGAUAACUUUCAAGCUAUCAAAACGACUUAUGCUGACCAAUAUGUGCAAGACAACCAACAUAAUCAGCAGUACCAAAGGGGUGGUCGUGGUGGCUACUCAAGAGGUCGAUCCACUUAUCAUAGAGGCAGCGGAAGCUCAUACAGAUAAAUAAUUCGUUUGGUUUGGGUUGUUUAGGACUAAUAAAAAAGGCUUUAUUGAAUUGUAAAUUGUUGCUGAUCGGUCGAUCUGGAUUUUAUAGGGCUGCAAUUUCCUUUUACAGUGUUUCUAAAUAUGGCGUUCAUGUGAAAGUGUGGACUUUUAAAUUGAUUUUCUAUUAAUUGCAGUUUAAAUAAAUUACUUUAGUUACGGGAUUACAGUGUAAUACAGAAACAGCUUUCCUUCGCUAAAGUUAUUUGGUAAAUAUGUAAAAAAAUUGUGAUUAUUAGAACCAUAUCCCCACUUUUUACAUGUUUUUUUUCACCAAUGGCCAAUAAGUUUCUUUAUACAGUUCCACUUUGGAUUUGGAUUUUUUACGAUGCGUUUAAUAAAAGUCGGCUCAUGAAUGGAGAGAACAUUUUAGAAAUUCUUCAAGAAAUAAGAUUUUACACAAUCGAAACUUGUGGUUGAUAUUUAAAGAAAUUGAGAAGCUGAAAGUUAUUUUUUUUUAAUCACCCACCAUUAACUAAAUCUUCACAUGCUUGUUUAUAGGAUAUUUGAGUUUUUAAUAGAAGGCUUUAAAAAUUCCCCAUUUUGCACUUAGACCAUGUUUAGAAACACUCUAGAUUGUUAAGUUUGAAAUUGCAGCAUUGUAUUAAGCUACUCCGUUUGUUUAAUUAUAUUGCUUUUUAUUGUGGCAUCUAACAUAUCCAACUAAAGUUAUGCAUUUGUCAUUCCUUGAAACAUUUUGUUGAAUUCGUUGCACAUUUAAAUGAACUUCAAUAUUUCAAAUGUUUCCUACCAAAGUCAGUUUCAUUUUAAGCAUUUAUUUAUUUCUAUUUAUGCAAAAGUUGCAAUUGAAUUAAUUCGGCUCUGCCUUUUUAAAUUUCCUUAAAACAAUGUAUAACAUUAGCGAAGCUCUAUCUGAUUUUCUCUCAGAUUCUUCAUGGACUUGGUUUCGAUGCUCUAUUUUUAUCUAUUUCUCAGUCUUGCCUAACUUUUGUAAUGCGUAGUAAAUUGGUUCGUUCGUCUUUAUCAAUUAUUAAGGUCCAUAAAAGUCAGUUUUGUGUAAAUACGUGCAUAUACAUUUGAAUAUGUUACCGUAACUGUCUCUGGAUUGGUAUUGUUAGGUUUUCUUGGUAAGUGUUUUGUUUAAGGAAAUUACUCGAUAUUUAAAAUAGAACGCUGAAUUAACUAUCGCCGCGUAAUUAGACAUGAGUAAAUUAACUAUUAUACUUGGUGAAUAUAUUGCAAACUUUUGAUUU
Dendroctonus ponderosae (mountain pine beetle) is the source of this 2880-nucleotide messenger RNA. Its product is annotated as protein FAM98A. The record is from RefSeq and is a predicted model, not a curated record. NCBI's taxonomy places the organism in Eukaryota, Metazoa, Arthropoda, Insecta, Coleoptera, Curculionidae. The coding region runs from base 167 to 1627 and encodes 486 amino acids. The transcript has 9 exons. Gene Ontology annotation, cellular component: tRNA-splicing ligase complex.